Messenger RNA from Trichomycterus rosablanca, 3954 nucleotides. It is a transcript of the gene prpf4ba, whose product is annotated as pre-mRNA processing factor 4Ba. Gene Ontology annotation, biological process: mRNA cis splicing, via spliceosome; peptidyl-serine phosphorylation; peptidyl-threonine phosphorylation. The transcript is spliced from 17 exons. The record is from RefSeq and is a predicted model, not a curated record. Gene Ontology annotation, molecular function: ATP binding; protein serine/threonine kinase activity. Lineage: Eukaryota; Metazoa; Chordata; Actinopteri; Siluriformes; Trichomycteridae. Bases 30 to 2948 code for a protein of 972 amino acids.
GUUCGCUUUAGCCAAGUUGUCAUGCUAAAAUGGAAACAUUGGAUAACGACGCCGUCAACGAGGCCGUAAGUCUGACUGGAUCGAGUGAGGAGGAAGAGUUGAGGCCCAGUUCGUGUGCGAACCCAAAGAAUGACAGCAUGGAGAAACAUAAGCGGAAGAAACACAAACAUCAUAGCAAACACAGAAAACAGAAAUAUUCACCAGCGGAGGAGAAGGAACACAGGCACAAGCACAGACACAAGCAUAAAAAGCGAAAACGCAGAAAUUCUUCCAAGAUGGAUGAUGACUACUGUCUUGAGGACACGGCUGAAUCUUUCCUAUCAAAAAGGUCUAGACUGGAUGAUUUGGCAGCUUUGGAGGCGUUGGAGAGGCAAAGAGCCAUGAUCCAAGCAGAGCUUGAUAAUGAGCUGAUGGAGGGAAGGGUGCAUUCAGGAAUGGGGUUAAUAUUGCAAGGAUAUAACUCUAGCUCGGAGGAGGAGGAGAUCCCAGAAAGGAGAUGUAAUGGAGUGGAUGAAUGGACAAAUACGGAGCAGCUUUAUAUGGCUAAGGUACCAGAAAGCUAUCUUGUUGCUAAAGAUGCUGAAAGAAGUCAGCAUGAUUCCAUAGACUUUAAAAAACUGAGUUCCCGGCGACGCAGCAGAAGCAGGUCUAAGGAGAGAACUGUCAACCAGCACACCUCGGAUAAAGGAAAAAGUAGAACCGGACCUGAUGCUGAGGAUAAGGAGAGAACUCCUGGUCCAAAUCCAUCUUUGGAAAUGAAGCCGUCCCGUAACAUUCAGCAGUCCAGAGAUGCCGGUCCAGGAUCACAAUCUCCUGUGAUAUCUAGAAAACAGGAGACAUGCAAGAAUCCAGAGACAAAACAAGAAAGUAAAAGGGACUCUUCACCUUCAAUCCGACAGCCUCACAGCCCCCCUAAAUCACCGCAGAGGACAAGACGCUCCAGAUCUAAAGACAGACAUGAGUGUCUUCCUCAGUCGGACCACAAACGAGACAGGGACAGGACCUCAAUCAGGUCUUCUCCUAAGGAGCUCCUAACAGGCAAGGAGAAUAGAUCCCCUCAGAAAAGGCAAGGCCAAAGUUCCACACUGAAUGUUUCUUCUCAAAGGACCAGGGAGCAUCGAUCCCCUCAGCAUCCCAGCUGCCGCUCCACACCCCGCAACAGAUCCCCAGCCAGGAGGGGUCGAUCUCGCUCCACUGAAAGGAGACAACGAGACUCUGACCGCCAGAAGCUUUCACCUGUCUGGAUGCGUUCUCGUGAUGACACAGGCAGUUACAGACAGCGAAGUCCUUCUCAAGGCUUUAAAGGGAGGCUAAGCAGAUCUCCCAGGAGACGCCCUAGCAGGUCUCCUCUUCCCAGGCGAAGGCCUGGGAAACACGACAGAUUGGAUCACAGGCAGCAGCAGCGACUGGGGUCUCAGAAACUGAGGAGAAAAAGUAAAGAGAAAGACGACAAGUUCAAGGGCAGUCUUUCUGAAGGCAUGAGAGCGGAGCAGGAUGAAUCCGAUGAUGACGUACUGGAGGAUUUCGAUGUGGAUGAAGAUAAUGAAGAAUCUCUGAUAGAGCAGAGGCGGCUUCAGCGCUUGGCAAUUGUGCAGAAAUAUAAAGGAGUGAGCGAUGAUACGACUAAGUCCGGGGAUGAUAGUCCUCAGAGUGCCAGCCGCUCACCCUCUCCAGACGACGUCCUUGAGCGAGUCGCAGCUGACAUCGAGGAUUUUGAUCAAGAAACCCUUGACAUCUUUGAGCCUGACAUAAAGACCAAACAUGUGCACAGCCAGGAGAAAAAUGGAGCUAAUAUGAAGAAGAUCUCAGCACCUGACAUGUUCACAGAGUCGGAUGACAUGUUCGCUGCUUACUUUGACAGUGCAAAGAUGCGAGCGGUCGGUAUUGGAAAGGACUUCAAGGAAAACCCCAGUCUCAAAGACAACUGGACAGAUUCCGAGGGCUAUUAUCGGGUGAACAUCGGAGAGAUGCUGGAUAAGCGGUAUGACGUGUAUGGCUACACCGGACAGGGUGUGUUUAGUAAUGUUAUCCGUGCAAGGGAUUUAGCUCGUGCUGGUCAGGAGGUUGCAAUAAAGAUCAUACGCAACAAUGAGCUCAUGCAGAAGACGGGCCUUAAAGAGCUGGACUUUCUGAAGAAGCUGAAUGACGCAGACCCAGACGAUAAAUUCCACUGUGUGCUUCUCUUCAGGCACUUCUACCAUAAGCAGCACCUGUGUUUAGUGUUUGAACCACUCAGUAUGAACCUGCGGGAGGUGCUGAAGAAGUAUGGUAAAGACGUGGGUCUCCACAUUAAGGCAGUGCGUUCCUACAGCCAUCAACUCUUCCUGGCCCUUAAACUCCUCAAGCGCUGUAAUAUUCUUCAUGCUGACAUCAAACCCGAUAACAUCCUGGUAAACGAGUCCAAGACCAUACUCAAGCUUUGUGACUUUGGCUCAGCUUCUCACAUCGCUGAGAACGACAUCACGCCCUACCUGGUCAGCCGGUUCUACCGAGCUCCUGAGAUCAUCAUUGGAAAGCCGUACGAUUAUGGAAUCGACAUGUGGUCUGUGGGCUGCACACUGUACGAGCUCUACACGGGGAAAAUCCUCUUGCCCGGAAAGACCAACAAUCACAUGCUUAAACUUGCCAUGGACCUUAAAGGAAAAAUGCCCAACAAGAUGAUCAGGAAAGGCUUGUUCAAGGACCAGCACUUUGAUCAAAACCUAAACUUCUUGUAUACAGAGGUAGAUAAAGUCACAGAACGGGAGAAAGUGACCGUGAUGAGCAGCAUCAACCCCACCAAGGACCUGCUAAACGACAUGGUGGGCCGCCAAAGGUUACCAGAGGAGCAGCGGAAGAAGGUGGUUCAGCUCAAAGAUCUUCUGGAUCAGAUCCUGGUGCUUGACCCGGCUAAAAGGAUCAGCAUCAACCAGGCCCUGCAGCAUGCCUACAUCCAGGAAAAAAAUUAACCGCUGGUCCACAGAUCUGAGGACUUACCGGAUCAAGCACUCACAAUCGACCAGCAAAGUGAUGGUUUUGUAUAUAUUGACACGACUACAGAUGAGACAUUUUAAUAUUUAAGUAACGUUAAAGCGUUUGAUGACCUAAAUGGCAGAGUUAUUUUAGCUUUAUUUUAAAAUUAUGCUCCUUUGCUGAAGUAUGAAUUAUUGCUCUUGGCGCUUGAACGAUCUUCAGGGUGUUUUAUAAAGUCUCGAGUAGAUUUGUUUUGACCUUUUAUUGUCUUUUCCUGACAGAAUUACGGGAAAUCAUGACUGCAGCUGGGAAGCUCAGUCUAUCUGUAUUAAAUGCACAUGCUGUAAUCUGAGUCUGAAUACGCCACUCCUGACACACUGUACAUGAUGACAAUGUUGGUUCAGCGUAAAUGCCGUCUUAUUCCACAUCUCUCUCAGGUGUUAAGAGUGGCAGCGUCCACUGGUGCACUGGCCUGUAGGUGUGUGUCUGCUGAACCUCAUGAACCCUACCAGAGCCCAUCUGCAGGGAAAGCCAUCUCUGUAAAGGCAGGUUGUGUUCCUCUAUCAGUACACUGAAGGAGCAUUCCUCAUCUGCUCUAUGAAAUCUGCUUGUUUUGAGCGUGAGAGUAUUAUCUCCGGCCAAAGGAGCUUCUUCUCUGUGCACCAUCCUUCAGAGACAAGACCACCACAAGGCCCCCUACGCAGGUCUCUUCUAAAGGCAUGUGUAGCUUCAACAUAGCAUAGACAGAGAAUAUCGUUCAAUAUCAAACUGAAACAUAGAUAACAGUCAAUUAUGUGGAAAUAUGAACGCAUUUCAAAUUUGAUGUCUGCAACACACGUGUUUACUUUCUGAGAGCUCCAAGGUAAUGCACAUGUAAUGGCUUUUCCCCUUUCGCACACUGAAAUCUUUUCACAAUUUUAUGAACCGUAGAUGGUAAAAGAAUAAAUUAUUAGCACUUGUAUUGAGAAGGUUUCUUUUUUUGAACUGGUUAGCAGUUCUCUC